Molecule: messenger RNA, 2607 nt
Organism: Sander lucioperca (pikeperch)
Lineage: Eukaryota; Metazoa; Chordata; Actinopteri; Perciformes; Percidae
Gene: xkr6a
Product: XK-related protein 6
Exons: 4
Coding region: 659-2362 (567 amino acids)
Biological process (GO): engulfment of apoptotic cell; phosphatidylserine exposure on apoptotic cell surface; apoptotic process involved in development
Cellular component (GO): plasma membrane
Source: RefSeq, a predicted model, not a curated record
GGUUGAGGUUCUUAUCCGGUAGAGGGCGGAGUAUGAGAGAGAAGUGAAGAUCGGGGAAUCUGGAGCUGCAGAGGGCUGGAGCUGCGGAAAGGAGCGGAUAGGCUGCAGCGGAUGCCGGGUACCUGCAGCCUGAGUGCGGUCGGGAUGAAAGGCAGGAGUCGGGGGUCCACCGGUUGACUGAACAGGAAGGCUUGUAUUAGCACGAGUCGUGGUUUGAGAGACUAGUCUGGUGUCCGGUGCGCGCCCACACACACACACACACACACACACACGCAUCCACACUCUCAGUAGCCUACGUCUUAAGAACAGCGGGAGAUGCAUUACGUCAUAGCCUCCCGUUGCCCUAGAUGACCGCGCGCGCAGGACGGGAUGAUGCAGGGCUGCUGGACUAGAACAGGAAAGGAUUCCACUGCUGCUCGCGAGCGCCCGGUGGCUGUGUCUCUACUGGACGAGGAAGAAGGGGAGCCGCCGUCGCGUGGCCGCUGGCGCUGAUGGCUCCCCGCGCCCCAAGCGGGAAAGAGACACAGCAGUCGUCGCGGCGCGAGAGGGAAGGGGACAGCAGGUAUCUGGGAAGUGACGUGGUAUCCGCGCCCCACGAGAAAGCACAACGGUGCGGUUGUCGUGCAUUUCGCAGGAGGGCAGGAGCGGGAAGGGGAACAUGGCCGCGCAGUCGGACGGCGGGAAAGCCGGUGUCGGGUGCGGCGGCGGUUUCGCCCAGCUGUACGAUGUUGACGGCGAGGAGCCGAUGGACUCUGCCGCGAUCCACAUCUGUCAGUGCUGCCGCACCUCCGCUUGCUACUGGGGCUGCCGCUCAGCCUGCCUCGGCUCUCUGCUCGGCGGGGGCCAGCCUAUCGGAGGGGUCGGCAUCCGGGAGACUCACUGCCCGCCCCGGGAGCAGCUGUGGCUGGACUGCCUCUGGAUCAUCCUCGCCCUCCUCGUCUUCUUCUGGGACGUUGGCACGGAUCUGUGCCUGGCGAUGGACUACUAUCAGAGACAGGACUACCUCUGGUUCGGCCUCACUCUCUUCUUCGUGCUGGUGCCGUCUGUGCUGGUCCAGAUUCUGAGUUUCCGCUGGUUCGUGCAGGACUACACCGGUGGGGGGCUCGGCGAAGUGGAGGGGCUGACCAAGCGGGGCGCGGUGGCGCUGGGGUGCCUUUAUCCCGGCAGGGACCGCCUGCAGCUGGCCACCAUCUGGCUGUGGCAGGCCACCAUACACAUCCUCCAGCUGGGACAAGUGUGGAGGUACAUCAGGACGCUGUACCUGGGCAUCAUGUCGCGUCGGCAGAAGGAGCACCAGCGCCGCUGGUACUGGGCCAUGAUGUUCGAGUACGCAGACGUCAACAUGCUGCGGCUGCUGGAGACUUUCCUGGAGUCUGCACCUCAGCUGGUCCUGCAGCUCUGCAUCAUGAUCCAGGAGAACCGAGCAGAGACGCUGCAGUGCAUCUCCUCCCUCGGCUCCCUCUUGUCUCUCGCCUGGGUUCUGGCCUCCUACCACAAAUUGCUGCGAGAUUCUCGUGACGACCAGCGCAGCAUGAGCUACCGCGGGGCGCUGCUGCACCUCUUCUGGCGCCUCUUCACCAUCUCGUCCCGCGUCCUCUCGCUUGCCCUCUUCGCCUCCCUCUUCCACAUUUACUUUGGCAUCUUUGUAGUGGUUCACUGGUGCGCCAUGGCCUUCUGGGUGGUGCACGGAGGCACCGACUUCUGUAUGUCCAAGUGGGAGGAGGUGCUCUUCAACAUGGUGGUUGGCAUCGUCUACAUCUUCUGCUGGUUUAAUGUGAAGGAGGGCCGGACGCGGUACAGAAUGGUGACGUACUACAUCGUGGUGUUGGCCGAGAACACCAUCCUCACUGGGCUGUGGUACGCCUACAGGGACCCAGUGUUGACUGACUCCUAUGCUGUCCCAGCGCUGUGCGGCGUCUACCUGACGUUCGCCGGCGGUGUCCUGGUCAUGCUGUUGUACUACGGCUUCCUGCACCCUGCCACUGCCCACCUCCAACCAAGCCCUGCCUCGUCCUGCUGCGCCCAGCUGCUCUGGGGUCUCCCCCUCCCCCCGUCAGCCCCGCCAACCGCCCCACCCACCCCCGCCCACAUGACCAAGUCACAGACGGAAGAGGAUGUGGCCGAGACGUGUCUUCCCGUCUUCCAGGUGAGGUCGGCGCCCAUCACCUCCAAGCCAGAGGGCCCACUGAUAAAGAUCGACAUGCCCAGGAAGCGUUAUCCGGCAUGGGACGCCCACUAUGUAGACAGGCGCCUGCGGAGGACUAUAAACAUCCUGCAGUACAUAACGCCGGCCGCUGUGGGCAUCCGCUACCGUGACGGACCCCUGCUGUAUGAACUGUUGCAGUAUGAGUCCUCACUCUGACACACACACACACACACACACACACACACACACACACACACACACACACACAAACAUCAGUACAGCUAAGCACAUAUGCACCAUCAAAAAAGACAUGUAUGUACACAUGGAUGUUCAGAUUUAGAAACACAUUCUCACACCACACAAUGUCGCACUUGAUGUAAGCACACAGACACAAAAGCAAUCUGUCACAAUUUUAUGCGCGCGUGCACACGCACACACACGCACGCGCGCGCGCACACACA